Molecule: messenger RNA, 1294 nt
Organism: Panicum virgatum (switchgrass)
Lineage: Eukaryota; Viridiplantae; Streptophyta; Magnoliopsida; Poales; Poaceae
Product: high-affinity nitrate transporter-activating protein 2.1-like
Exons: 2
Coding region: 307-924 (205 amino acids)
Biological process (GO): response to nitrate; nitrate transmembrane transport
Cellular component (GO): plasma membrane
Molecular function (GO): nitrate transmembrane transporter activity
Source: RefSeq, a predicted model, not a curated record
CGUGCCGCUGCUCCGGCUUCGUGCUACAGUAACCCGCUCCAUACUAGCCAACUGCAGGAGGGAGGGAGCCGGUGGAGCUGUAAAACCGUGAUUUCACGGGCUCCGCGCUACAGUAGCUGUAGCGCGGAGUCGGUGAAGCCCGGCCAAACAGGUCCUAUAUAUUCUCGGCCCGUCGUCCGUGCUCGCUCUCCAACUCCAACCCGACCCAAGAGCCCAGAUAAAGAAGAUCAGGUUCCUCGCGCCUUCGUCUCCCACCUGCAACCCAAUCUCCGGGUUGAUCGACACCCGGCCGGCCCAUCACAGAGAAUGGCGAUGGCUCGGCAAGGCGGUGCCGUCUCGAUGCUGGUGCUGCUGCUGCUCCUCGGCGCCUGCAGCCUGCCGGCGCCGGCCGCCGCGGGGGUGCUCCUCUCCACGCUGCCCAAGGCGCUCGCCGUCACCGCCUCACCCAAGCCCGGCCAAGUUCUGCACUCCGGCGUGGACAAGCUGACGGUGACGUGGUCCCUGAACGCGACGGAGCCCGCCGGCGCCGACGCCGCCUACAAGAGUGUCACGGUGAAGCUGUGCUACGCGCCGGUGAGCCAGAAGGACCGCGGGUGGCGCAAGUCCAACGACGACCUCAAGAAGGACAAGGCGUGCCAGUUCAUGGUCACCGAGCAGGCCUACGCCGCCGGCGCCCGCGGCAGCUUCGAGUACACUGUCGCCCGCGACAUCCCCACGGCCUCCUACUACGUGCGCGCCUACGCGCUCGACGCGUCGGGCACGCAGGUGGCCUACGGUCAGACCGGCCCCGCCACCGCCUUCGACGUCGCCGGCAUCACGGGCAUCCACGCAUCCAUCAAGGUCGCCGCCGGCGUGUUCUCGGCCUUCUCCGUCGCCGCGCUCGCCUUCUUCUUCGUCAUCGAGAACCGCAAGAAGAACAAGUAGUAGAGGCGUGGUGUGUGUGGCGUCCAUGCAAUGCUUGUGUGUUAUCGCGCGUUGAGUUCUUUAAUUUGCGGCUGGUCUUGGCGAGCUUGUUCGGUGUAUAACAGAGAUGGCACGGUGGGCAACGAGCCGUUGCUCGUUUGGCAUGUGCUCCGGGUGGUGGAGUCGCCAGUCGUGGGUUCGAGCUCGCUCAGCCCGUGAUUCCCACCGGGGUUUUUCCCAUUUUUUUCUCUGCAGGUGCUGCCUCACGCGUGGAUGUGCCACCAUCUCAGCCACGUGAAGUUUCCACAAUAGUCAGGGUGACGUGCUCGUCAUGUUCGAAAUCUGGUGUUGACUUCGAAUACCUCUCAGCCACGUGAAGUUUCCUGUCUAA